UUACUAUAAAAUGGCAAAACGAUCGCGAUACUUUUAGACUUUUCACGCCCAGGCGCAGCCACGUGCACUGGCACAUCGGUGUACACCGCGGCACCGAAAUCAUCUGCCUGCUUGCCCACCUGUCGGCCACCAGCCUAACCGAAAACCACUGCAACACCAUCCGCCACGUGAAUACGUUCAACUGCAGGCGACACAAUGCAAUGCAAACUCCUCGUCUUCCUGUGGAUAUGCUGCUGCGCCCACGCGUUGCCGCGAUUGGUACCUCAAAACAAUGUGAAGAAUCUGCCAUCAUCGAAUGUUCAAGUGCACUAUAACAUUACAAACAGUCAGAUCAACAACCUGAGGCCAAUAGAAGAAACGUCUUAUAUCGACUUCAUUCCAACACCUUCGUUUCCCUCAAAAAGGCCGAACGUCUGUGACAAUUGUGUUUGUGGGGUGGGCAGGAAAAUCAGGAUCGUCGGUGGAAACGUGGCCAGCGUCUACGAGUACCCGUGGAUGGUUAGCAUGAGCAAACAAGGUACAUUUUAUUGUGCCGGAAGCUUAAUCACGCGGAGGCACGUACUCACAGCAGCACAUUGCAUGGCGGGGUUCGACAGGAGAGGCAUCAAGCUUGUUUUGGCCGACAGCAACCGUCCAAAUCUAAACAAAGACGCUGUAGUUCGUCGCAUCAAAUCAGUUACUAUCCACGAGAACUUCCACGCGUAUACCUAUAACAACGAUAUUGCUAUCAUCGAAAUGGAUCGACCCGUGGAUGUAAAUGGUAUCGUGAGAACUGCUUGUUUACCCGAAGACAAAGCUAUCGACUACACGGGGGCAACAGCUACGGUGGUUGGUUGGGGGCGAACCGGUGAGGACGAACCUGUUAGUGAUGAGUUACGAAAAGUCAAUCUUCCAAUUUUGUCCCAGGAAGAGUGCGAUGAAUCAGGGUAUCAGAAGAACCGUAUCACCGAGAACAUGUUCUGCGCUGGUUAUUUGGACGGCAAACUUGAUGCUUGUUUCGGUGACAGCGGUGGACCCCUUCAUGUAAAAGGAACGUAUGGCCAUCUUGAAGUCGUAGGAAUAAUUUCGUGGGGACGUGGUUGCGCCAGACCUAACUUGCCAGGAAUUUACACGAAACUGACCAACUAUCUCGGUUGGCUCAAAGAUCAUCUCGAUGGCGAGUGCGUGUGUCCACCACCUCGAUCCUACGUAGUGGAAGUAACGGCAGCUGACAAAACGAGUGUAGAAGUUUUUCGUCGAAUGUCAACUGUCGAUCAGAACAUGACUUUGGGGUCGACACCACGAAAAAAUUGGAUCCUGGCUGCGAUCCUCUUACUACUCGUCCAUGUUCGCAGCAUGGACGUUAGAUUUCUGAAGGACGAUUCUCUGGCGAGUACUAAUUACACUUGGACGAAUUCAACGCAGAAUCGGAAAGGAAAAUUCCUGUUCGACGAAUUAUUUGGCUUUGACAUAUCUACUGAUUCGGAUGCAGACGACGAAGCCGUACGGAACUGUACCUGCGAGUGCGGUGUGUCCAAUCAAGAGGAUCGAAUCGUCGGCGGAAGACCCACAACCCCGAACAAAUAUCCCUGGGUGGCGCGGCUCGUGUACGACGGUCGAUUUCAUUGCGGAGCCAGUCUUAUUAACAACGAUUACGUUCUUACUGCGGCUCACUGUGUGCGUAGAUUGAAACGAUCAAAAAUGCGCGUAGUGCUCGGAGAUUACGACCAGCACGUAACCACCGAUGGACGAGCAGUGAUGAGAGCAGUGAGCGCCGUGAUUCGUCACAGGAACUUCGACAUGAACUCCUACAAUCACGACGUCGCCUUGCUGAGGCUUCGAAAGUCGGUGAAAUUUUCCAAAAGCAUUAAGCCAGUGUGUUUGCCGCAAAAGGGCACAGAUCCAGCUGGUAAAGAGGGAACCGUGGUCGGUUGGGGUCGAACAAGCGAGGGAGGAAUGCUGGCAGGAAUAGUUAACGAAGUACAAGUACCGAUAUUGAGCUUAUCGCAGUGCCGCAUGAUGAAAUAUCGAGCUAAUCGUAUCACUGAUAACAUGCUUUGCGCUGGUCGCGGUAGCCAGGAUUCCUGUCAAGGUGACAGCGGCGGUCCUCUUCUUGUGCACGAAGGCGACAGACUCGAAAUUGUUGGUAUAGUUUCAUGGGGUGUUGGGUGCGGAAGGCCAGGAUAUCCUGGAGUGUACACCAGGGUAACCAGAUAUCUCAAAUGGAUCAAUAUCAACAUGAAACAAGGAUGCAUAUGCUCUCAUUAAAAAUAAUUAACUUAUGGCCCAGAGUUGAAAGAAUGCUUUCGAGUUUGUACAUACAUAUACAUUUAAACAGGAAUUAUUUAAGAAGCCCGAAAUAAUUGGAAACACUUACUCAUACCAAGAAUGGUUAGUAGGUUUUGUUUAUAAUCGUCGUAUUUCUUGUUAAAUAAUUUAACAAUAAAUGCGAAUUUACCCAAAUGCGAUCGAAUAGUAAGUUAUCCGUAAAAUAGAAGAGCUCGCAUUGGCUACUGACUUAACAAAUUAGAAACCUGAUGAAAACUUACACGAAAUCGUUCAUUAUACUGUAACUAGCAGAGUUCAUCGUACAUUUUGCCAAGUGAUCACUUAAUAUUGUAGUAUUAUACAUAGUGUAUAUAGUUUUAUAGAUUGUAAAGUUAUGGUAACUAUUUAGUUUAAACAAUGUUAUUAGCAGACCUGGUAUUCUAUCAGUAAGUUAAGUACUUAAGUUCCUUGUGGUAUAGAAGUUAUUAAUGCUCUCACAUGUAAAUAAAUAAAAG
This is a messenger RNA of Hylaeus anthracinus, 2762 nucleotides long. Its product is annotated as transmembrane protease serine 9-like. The record is from RefSeq and is a predicted model, not a curated record. Gene Ontology annotation, biological process: proteolysis. Gene Ontology annotation, molecular function: serine-type endopeptidase activity. The transcript has 14 exons. Bases 196 to 2247 code for a protein of 683 amino acids. NCBI's taxonomy places the organism in Eukaryota, Metazoa, Arthropoda, Insecta, Hymenoptera, Colletidae.